Messenger RNA from Melanotaenia boesemani (Boeseman's rainbowfish), 1883 nucleotides. It is a transcript of the gene arhgef39, whose product is annotated as Rho guanine nucleotide exchange factor (GEF) 39. The record is from RefSeq and is a predicted model, not a curated record. The transcript is spliced from 12 exons. Gene Ontology annotation, cellular component: plasma membrane. Gene Ontology annotation, biological process: positive regulation of cell migration. The coding region runs from base 85 to 1347 and encodes 420 amino acids. Gene Ontology annotation, molecular function: guanyl-nucleotide exchange factor activity. Lineage: Eukaryota; Metazoa; Chordata; Actinopteri; Atheriniformes; Melanotaeniidae.
GAAAAACUCCGCAGUGAAAAGUGCGCCUUUGUUUGAGAUAGAGACGUUGUGUGAAGGGGAAAGCGUCAUCCUCCUCACACCACCAUGAGCUUCUCCCCUGGUCCUUCCAGUCCUCUGGUGUUCGACAGUAUCCAGCAGCAGAGAGGUCGCUGGGAGAGGAAACGCAGGCGAACGUCCAGAGAGCUGGUUCAGACUGAGCAGCUCUACGUCAGACAGCUGGAACUUGUAAACACAUUCUUUGUGGAGAUCUUGAAGGCCAAAGGAACCCUGAAGCAGGACAUCAGAGAAGCCAUCUUCAGUUCAAUUAAAGACAUUCAGUCAGUAACCCAAUCUCUACUGGUCCAUUUGGAGAACGGCUACUUUGGGAAAGGACUGGACCAGUUCUGUUCACACCUGCACUUUUACAACACGUAUGUGGACAACAUCUAUGACGCCAAGAAAGUGCUUGAGAUCCAGAUGAAGAAAAACAAGGCCUUCAGACGAUUCAAGAAACUACAAGAAGCUCGACCAGAGUUCAACAACCAGAAGCUCGAGGACUUACUUCAAAUGCCCGUUCUGAGAAUUAACCAGUACAAGCAUUUCCUGCAGGAUCUGACAAGCAACACAAGUCCAGAUGACCCAGAGUUUCAGCAGCUCUCCAGGGCUGUAACUGCAGUGUGUGAGGUGUCCCAGCGUAUCCAGGACAACGCACGCCACCAUGAAAACCACCUGCAGCUUUGCCGGGUGCAGAAACUGCUGAAAGGACGAAAGACGAAGGUGCUGACUACAGGCAGGUGGUACAUCCGUGAGGGCUGGCUGCACAUCGUUCCUCCCAAAGGUGCUGAAGCUAAGCCCAAGAUGUUCUUCCUGUUCUCUGACAUGCUGCUGCAGGCCCAGCACUGCAGCCCGCUGCAUCCCACCAACGGCGAGAAGUUUGCCGGUCAGCACGCGUAUCCACUUCAGGACGCCACCGUUGAGAAGGUGUUUGGUCACACCAGGAGCAAAGGAGGCUUACUCAGCUUAACCUUCCCCAAAGCUAAACUCCUGCUGAUGUCAAGCAACCAGCAGGAUCUCAACGACUGGUAUCAGAGCCUGAGCUCAGCCAUCAGGAAGCUGCAGACCAAACACACCGUGGUCCAUCGGAGAGACGAAUCUGGACUCGGACGUCUCUGCCCUGCAGGCGACGGCAGCACGGGGCCCUGCAGCAACACUGCGAGGAAGAGGAACGUGGAGCGCUCUGACGCCACUGAGCAUGCUCAGAGGACUCCAGCGAUUCAGGACUGCAGUGCCCCCAAGAGGAUGAAGCCGUGUGAUGGUCCAGAGCUGAGCAGUGGCGAGGCCUCCUCCUCCGGCUGUGUGAUCCUGUGAUGGAGACCCUGGAUGGACGUGACCGUGGACGAUUUUCAUUCAGUUUUACCAAACAGGAUCAGCGUGAUGCUCAUGUAUCUGUCCUCUGUCCUGAUUAUUUCCUGAAUUUAACACGACAUGAUGUUUUUCCUUCCAGCUUCUUCUUCUUCUCUGGUGCAAUAUAAGUAACGUUAUCAUGCUGCUGAUUAACACUUAAAGCUUUAACGUCUGAGACUGUGGGGAAUAUUUAUUCAUAAUGACAGGUGGGUGUUUUCUAACCGUCUAUGUUGACCGGAGAGGUCUUCAUCUCAUCUGUAUCCAGGCAAAACAACCUGGAUAACAGAAAGCUGUUUUUAAACUACUUGCUAUUCCUUCAUCUAUCCUUUAAUCCUCCUACCUGUGGGUAAAUCAGCCCCUCUUCUUUUAUCAUUUACAUUGUUUUAUAUUCUGCAGAUUAUAUGGACUUUUUACACUUUUUGCUGAUAUUUAAAGUUGUUACAGAGAUUUCUGCUUAUAAGUGGAGAUGGAAAUGAUCAUUUCCCAAUAAAAAAAAUAAC